This is a messenger RNA of Arctia plantaginis, 654 nucleotides long. Lineage: Eukaryota; Metazoa; Arthropoda; Insecta; Lepidoptera; Erebidae. The record is from the annotation of a GenBank genome assembly.
AUGGAUACUUCGCCACUGCAGUCAACUUCAAAGUGCGGGUCUGAUUUCAGCAUAGAACGGAUUCUGAGAAGUGAUAACCCGAGACUUACAAGCCGGAGUGAAGAUGUACAAGUUCCAGAUUGGUUGUGCUGUACUCGUUAUCGACCACCGCGUCUUCCACGUGUAAUGAACGGUGGCGGAUGUCGAGCACGUCGGUCUGGACGUCACGCACGGGUGCCCUUCACGGCAGCCCAGGCGGCGGCCCUUGAGGCUGCUUAUGCCCGAGCGCCGUACCUUGCACCACCGGCACUGCGCGCACUAGCUGCAGCCUUACAAUUACGAGAUGACAGAAUAAAAAUCUGGUUUCAAAAUCGUCGUGCGAGAGAAAGAAGGGAGAAAUGCAUUAACAUUGCACCGCCAAUGGCUGUAACUCUGCCUCCUACUGUCGGCGUGCAAGCUCCUUGGAUACCGACUUGCUCUUGGAUGGGAAAUGGUGCACCAAUUGAAACUUUAAAUAUCAACACCGUGAUAAAGAGCGAAGAGCAAAGCGUUUUGAAUAAAAGAACGAAAGAAUAUGGUCCAGAAAUGGCUAGAAUUGAUAGGUCUUCGUUUCGUGAGUCUAUGGAUGAAGAGCAUUCUGAGUUACCUUUAGAUAUCGAGACGGUUGAAGACUGA